AUGAAUUUAUUCGUCUUCUUAACUGUUGUUACGUCUCUGGCGACGCUUCCGAGGGCAGAUGCGGAAGCUGGGGAGACGACUCUUCCACCAAGUUCUUCACAAAGACCACCAGAGGUGUCGACUACAAAACAGCCGUCUUUCAGUGGACUUAAUGUUGGAGGUGUUAGAAAUGGUGGCGGACAACCAGGAGCUCCUCCAAACGGACAACCAGGAGCACCUCCAAACGGACAACCAGGAGCACCUCCAAACGGACAACCAGGAGCACCUCUAAACGGACAACCUGGUGGACCUCUACCAGGAGGACAAGAAAGGAACCCAUUUGGACCGGGAGGAAAUGCUCCUGGCGGACAAGAAGGAUACCCUAACAGAGGGCCUGGUGGACCAAACCAAAUCUCCCCGUAUGGCGGGGCCGGAGGACAAGGAGGAUUUCCUAACGGAAGAUUCGGUGGACCACGUCAAAAUCCAUACGGUGGUGCAGCAGGACAAGGAGGAUAUCCUGACGGAAGAUUUGGUGGACCCGGCCAAAAUCCCUAUGGUGGAGCUGGACAACAAGGAGGAUCUCCAUAUGGAGGAUCCGGUGGAUCAGGUCCGUAUGGUGGAGCUGGAGGGCCAGGAGGAUUUCCUAAUGGAGGAUUCGGUGGACCAGAUCAAACCCCCUAUGGAGGAGCUGGAGAACCCUUCCCUGGGAGACGAGGAGGAAAUCCGUUCGAAGGACCUGAAGGGCCGUUCCCUAGCAGCCGAGGAGGGUAUCCGUUCCGUGGACCUGGUGGACCCUUCUCCGGUGGACAAGGAGGAUAUCCGUCUCAAGAACCCAGAGGACCAUAUGCCGGAGGACGAAGAGGAUAUCCAUUUGCACAAGGAGGAGGAUAUCCUUUCCAAGGACGUGGAGGGCCUUUCUCUGACGGACAGGGAGGGUAUCCGUUCGAAGGACCUGAAGGACCAUUUCCUGGAGGACGAGGAGGAAAUCCAUUUGGAGGACCUGGAGGAUAUCCUCAUGAUGGAUAUGGAGGAUUUCCUUUUGCAGGACCUGGUGGAUGGUUCUGA
This is a messenger RNA of Haemonchus placei, 1044 nucleotides long. NCBI's taxonomy places the organism in Eukaryota, Metazoa, Nematoda, Chromadorea, Rhabditida, Trichostrongylidae. The record is from the annotation of a GenBank genome assembly.